UAUAUGGGUCUGUCCACGCAUCUAGUACUUCCUAAGGCCCAAGGACCAAGGCCCAGUCCGUCACCCAAGUCCCGCAGCAAACCCUAGCUGCAACACCCAAGUCCCGCAUAGGUCUCUGCCACGACGCCGUUCUAAACCCUCCCCUCUCCCACUUCACCACUCUUCUCCCUCGCCAAUAGAAGCCGCCGCCGCCGCCGCAGCAGCAACAGCAGGCGAGCGAGAUGGUGUUUGUGAAGAACCAGAAGACCAGGGCCUACUCCAAGCGCUUCCAAGUGAAGUUCAAGAGAAGGAGACAGGGGAAGACCGAUUACAGGGCCAGGCUCAGGCUCACCAACCAAGACAAGAACAAGUACAAUACACCCAAGUACCGGUUUGUUGUACGAUUUACCAACAAAGAUGUCACUGCCCAAAUUGUGUACGCCACCAUUGCUGGUGAUAUCGUGAUGGCUGCUGCCUAUUCUCAUGAGCUUCCUCGAUAUGGUCUUGAAGUUGGCCUCACCAACUAUGCUGCAGCUUACUGUACUGGUCUGCUUUUGGCCCGCCGUGUGCUCAAGUGCCGUGAUUUGGAUCAGGAAUAUGAGGGCAAUGUUGAGGCCACUGGGGAGGACUUCUCUGUUGAGCCGGCUGAUGAGAGGAGGCCUUUCCGCGCGCUCUUGGAUGUUGGCCUUAUUAGGACCACUACUGGAAACCGUGUGUUUGGUGCCCUCAAGGGAGCUUUGGAUGGUGGUCUUGAUAUUCCGCACAGUGACAAGAGAUUUGCUGGCUUCAAGAAGGACGAGAAGCAGCUGGACGCUGAGAUUCACCGCAAAUACAUCUAUGGAGGGCAUGUUGCUGACUACAUGAAGUCACUGGCUGACGAGGAACCUGAGAAGUACCAAUCUCACUUCAGUGAGUACAUCAAGAAGGGGAUUGAGGCUGAUAACAUGGAAUCACUGUACAAGAAGGUUCAUGCUGCCAUUCGUGCUGAUCCUACCAUGGCAAAGUCAACCAAGGAACCUCCAAAGACGCACAAGAGGUACAAUCCCAAGAAGCUGACCUAUGAGCAGAGGAAGGCCAAUCUUGUAGAGCGGCUCAACGCCCUCAACUCAUCUGCUGGUGCUGAUGAUGAUGAGGACGACGAUGAAUGAGUGUAAUCGACCCUAGGCCCCCUAUAGUGCUGUCUUCAUGCUUCCAAAUGAACUUGCUCGGCAUUAAACAGUAGUAUCGCGAGAGAGACAUAUAUGCACAUUGUACCUGCCUCUUGGUUUUGAGUACCAUGCUGGAGUUUUGGAUUAUCUUACAUUAUACAAGGUGCUGGGAUUUUGACGUUGUUUCAGAGUUUGUUGAUCUGGAUCUCUGUUGGUUGCUGUUUAUCAAGGUCUGUUUGCCGUGGA
Triticum aestivum (bread wheat) is the source of this 1373-nucleotide messenger RNA. RefSeq names its product 60S ribosomal protein L5-1. The transcript has 9 exons. Gene Ontology annotation, cellular component: cytosolic large ribosomal subunit; ribosome. Gene Ontology annotation, molecular function: 5S rRNA binding; structural constituent of ribosome. Bases 222 to 1127 code for a protein of 301 amino acids. Lineage: Eukaryota; Viridiplantae; Streptophyta; Magnoliopsida; Poales; Poaceae. Gene Ontology annotation, biological process: translation; ribosomal large subunit assembly. The record is from RefSeq and is a predicted model, not a curated record.